UAUGUAUCGGUCGCCCGGACUGGGCGCAUAGCGUUAUGUAUUAUCUUCAGUUUUCUUUUUAGUAUUUGCACUAGAAUUUCCUAAGUUUUCGUUUAAUUACUAUUGUAAAAUAUGAUUUAGUGCAUAGUUGUAAAUAUUAGAAGUGUUUUUUACAUUGUGUUGUGAAGCGGAACAUUGAAAGUGGGAUUAUCGCCUGAUUCACAUUAAUUAUGUGAACGGUGACGAACCAUUUUAAGUGCGCGAUAACACGCCCUCUGUUAUUUCUUCGCAAUCCUGAUGAUUUCCUUUUAUCGAAAACUGAUAAUAAGUCUAAAUAAUGCGUCGCAAAUAAAAAUCAAUACUUAGUCCUCAUAUUAUGUUAUGUGUGCAUAUAUGUUUUUCAAUUAGAUCAUAAAAUAACCUAUAUAACUGUGUUAGUUUAACUAUAAAUGUAUUUGAGAUAAGAUGUUUGUGAAAAAACUGGAAGCUGCAAUUUAUUGACCCGAGUCGAAUUGGCGGUGGAUUUUGAACGUAAACCAUUCACCGCUAGAGGGUGUGCGCAUCGCUUUGUUCUUGUUCGUGACGUUGGCGCGCUUGUGCGAUUGCGAUCAGUCUGCGCGAGCUUCGCGCAGUUGUGGUCGUUCGUUGAACACCAGCGUAGGGCUCCAGGAGUCUGAGAGAAGGUGGAUACAGUUGCAUCGUGAUAACGUAGUGUCGCAGUGCAGUGAGAUAUAGUGUUGUGCUGGAUUUUGGCAGCGGGCGCGAAGGCCCGCGUGGUCGGCGCGGAUCGAUACGCUAUAGACGUGAUAUGGCGCAGCGAUCAUGAGCCAGGGCGGCUCUAGGAGACCGUACUCGCGCGGGGGCCCGCGCUGGCACCCCCGCUACAAGGACUACUGGGACUACGAGCAGAAUUACAGUGAUGGCAGCAGUGCAGGCAGCCCGAAGGAGGCGUGCGUGGCGCAGUCCCCCCCGCCGGCCAAGCGGGACGUGCGCCAUCACCGCCACGAGCAGCGGCGAGUCAGCAUCGGCGGAGGCGCGGGCGGGUCGCGGCGGGCCGAACGCCGCGCCGCUGCCGGCACCGCCGACCGCAGACCAGACAUGCGCGUGAGCCCGGGAGCAGGCGCAGGCCCUUCAGCGGAGCCCCCUUCGCACGUGAUGCAUCAUGCUCACCACAAUCAUUUGGACACCAACCCGCUUGAAGGACCAGUGGAGUCGCUCGUGUCGGGCGGGGGCUCCUCCGACGGCGAGCUGUCCUCCAAGGCGGGCGACAGCCCCAGCAGGAAGCGGCGACGGAUAUCGCGACAUCUGUCCUCAGGUGAAAGUAACGUGUCGGCAUCCACACCCGCCGUUGAGAGACGGACGCCCAGACACCACUACCAACCGCCACGGCGCGGCAGAUACGCGGGCGGGGCGACCGGGGGGGCCGGCGUGGGGGGCCCCGGGGGGGUGAGCAGCGGGCCGGGCGCCGGGCCCGGGGCCAACGCGGGGGGCUGGCACCAUCACCACGCGCCGCUACUGCUGGACAUCAACCAGCAAAUGUCCCUUCGCGGCGCCCGCCUCUCCGCGCUAGGAGGCGGAGUAUGGACCCACCAUCACGCAGCACACGCGGCGCACGCGGCCCACGCGGCGCACGCGCACGCGCCGCACCACCGGCACGUGGAGCACGCGCAUCCCCACCCUCACGCGCACGCGCACCAGCACGCGCAUCCGCAUCAACACCAGCACGCGCACACGCCGAGGACGCAGGUGGCGGGCGCGGAGCUGUGGGGCGCGGCCGUGCUACCGCCGCUGCAGCUGCGCUACCAGAUGGGCGGCGUGUACGCGGGCGUGGGCGGCGUGUACGGCGGGUACACGCACGCGGCGCACGUGCCGCGCGCGCCAUUCGCCUCGCCUCCGCACGCGCAUGCGCACUACCUCGCCACCAAUCAGCGAGCGGAGGCGGGGCGGUUAGAAGUGGUAGCGGAAGGUGCUCUGUCUCCGCUGCAGCCCGCGCCUGAUCUACAUCACGCGCCGCUGCUGCUGCACCAUGAGGCACGAGGCGGCCUCGAGCUGAUGACGCCGCAUCACGCGCGGCACGCACUGUCACACCAUCACCGCCGCAGCGGGGGCGUGGGUGGCGUGGGUGGCGUGGGCGGCGUGGGCAGCGUGGGCGUGGGCGUGGGAGGCGUGGUGGGGUCGGGGUCGCGCGCCGCCCGCCCCUACGUGCGGCACACGCACGCGCCCAGGUGGCCGCACCACGCGAUACACCACAUACACGCGCAGGUGUGUGUUGCGUGCGCGCAGGGCGGCGGCGGGCUCGUGGGCGCUCCGCUGCCGCCGCUGCACGUGGCCUCGCCGCUGUCACUGCCGCCCCCGCCCCCGCCGCCUACCUACCAGGUGUUCCUGAAUCUCCUGGCGAUGUUCCCCGUGUCUCCUUACGCGGAGGCACGCGAAGAGGGCGGCGAUUCGCCCGAGACAGAGAACUAUGAAGCGCUUCUCUCAUUGGCUGAAAGAUUGGGAGAGGCCAAACCUAGGGGACUCGCAAGACACCACAUCGAUCUGCUGCCUUCAUACAAAUACUGCCCGCAGACGCACCAGGGCGAGCAGUCGUCGUGCGUGGUCUGCAUGUGCGAAUUCGAGUCCCGGCAGACGCUGCGUGUGCUGCCGUGUGCGCACGAGUUCCACGCCAAGUGUGUGGACAAAUGGCUACGGUCGAAUCGGACGUGUCCCAUAUGUCGCGGCAACGCGUCGGAAUACUUCAACAACUCGGAGUGACUCGCGAAGCGCGACCAAUCGCCUGCGACAAAGUCGCACCGCGUUGCGACCAACUCUGCACACACGCGCCAUAUCACAAAGUGACCGAAAACUGUUAGUAUCUUUUGUGGUGUGCGAGUAUCGUAUUGAAAAUUGAAAUGGACUUUUGCUCUCGAAAUUUGAGAAUCGGAGGAAAGUUGCAGGAAAUCACAGACAUUGCUUCUCACAGAGCCGUGGUGACACCUUCUUGGAGGCGACAAGGAAUUUGUUUGAUUUGUGAAGUUGUUGCGCCAUUACGAACUCUAAUCCUUUAGCUUUUAGGUUCAAUCUCCACUGUCAAGCGAACGCUACGAUAGAAAGCCCGAGCGCUCGACUAUGGACUAUGUAUUUAACGUUUUAAGGUCUAGAAUUUAGUGCCAGGACGCUGAAAGUGCGAACGCCAAAUUAUAUCACUAAUAAAAUGAACAACAACGUAUCUUUCUUAAUAAAUAAACUUUAAAAAAAUAACUCGCUUUAGUGUGUGAUUGUAUCUGCGUGGUGACGAACGCACGCGCAGACCAAUUGUUUUAUAAAUAUACAUAUUGAAUCUAUACAUACAUACAUAUAUAUAUAUUAUUAUUAUAUUAUAAUUAAAAAGUGAACAUUAUAUAGUUUUGUAAACGAGUUACCGUGUGCCGAGACUCGAAGUAAGACGUCUUUUCGUGUAUAAAGUACUAUAUCACUAGUAUUUUGACAAAAUCAAUCAAAUAUUUAGCCUAAAUUAUUGAUGACAUUUUCGACUUUAAACCUUAGCAAUUGAUGUAUUGGUCAUAGAAAUAUAUAGGAAUUCAUAUUUGGAAAACUAUCAUCCGACAUAAUGUACCCUUAGCACGAAUCAAUAUCGAAUUCGAAUCGUUUGCGAGCCCGAAAUAUCAUUGUCAAAUUUGUACAGACUUUUAGUUCUCGUUGUGGCGCUUCUGUUCAAGUUUUCAUACAAAAUAUGACAUUGACGUUUCGCACUCGCUAGCUAUUCGAAUUCGAUAUUGGUUCGUGCUAAUGGUACUGUAUUCUGGUAAGACGAAAAUCGCUUGAAUUAUAUUGCGACAACGCUCUAUAACUCUACCAAGUUAUUGUAAUCAAGUGCAAACAAUUAUGAACUUUAAAUGAAAAAACCUUUUGGUAUUGCAAAAUUAAGUCGGGAACUUUAAACUCUUGGAAUAUUCUAGCAGCUUCUAACAUAUUAUCCAUUAUGCUUCCGCGAUAUUUAAGUAUAGUCGCUAGUGAUGUAGCACUUUAUAUGCUACUAAAAUUAGUCGUGUGUAAGGAUAGUAAGAUGUGACGUGUCGCGGCCUUAGUCUUCGCGUGUAAAGUUAGUUUAGUCGUGUUUAGUUGUUAGCCCGUUCGUUAGUCGAUGGCCGGCGGCGGACCGAGUUAAGGGGGGGGGGGGGGG
Molecule: messenger RNA, 4141 nt
Organism: Chilo suppressalis (striped riceborer)
Lineage: Eukaryota; Metazoa; Arthropoda; Insecta; Lepidoptera; Crambidae
Source: the annotation of a GenBank genome assembly